AAAUACAAAAUCAGCUGAUCCUGUCGUCUGCAGUGGACGGCUGACUGUACCGUGUUGUUAUUAUUAUUAUUAACGUCAUUUUUAACGUCGCAUUUUCCUUCUUCUCCUUACAUUCUUGCUAGCUGUUUCUCUCUUCUUCUCCUCUGCGUUUCUGUCUCCUAUUUUCGUUCUCCUCAAGGCAUUUUUGGUGGAAAUUAAAGUAAUGUUAAAUGAUUUGCUAGAAGAUGGCACACAGAUCAACUGAAGAGUUCUAGCGAAGGAUUCCGGCAUAUCCCGCCCUUGAGCCAUAUUUCCCUCUUCCCCCUUCCCUACCCUCUCCCACAGUGCAGACCCCUUCCCCCCUCUACACUGCUAUGGCCGGGUUGGACGACUACCAGUUCUUCUCAAAUUUACGUGAGCGCGACACCCCCUUCUGGCAGAAAACAUACGCAGGAGGGGGUGUCGACCGGCCCCACCACGAAGCAAUGAUGAUGCCCAGUGAGACGUACAAGCGGCCAACGGAAUUCCCCCAGAAUCUGCUCAACCCGGCUCAUGCUCCCCACCCCCCCUCUGCCUCAGGUACCAAGCCCUAUGAUGCUGUGGAUUCAUCCAAAGGGAACGAUAUUCAGAUGGAAAAGUAUGGCGAGCUCUCUAUAAAUCUCGUCAGCUUGUGUGCGGAAAAUCUACUCAGUCAUCCCUUCAUUGUGGUUCGGAGGCAGUGCCAGGUGAAUGUGAGCAGUCAGCGUUACCACCUCCUGCCCAUCACCUUGGUGCCGGCCUUAAUCCACAUGCAGGGUUGCCAAGGGGUCUCGGCAUUCUGGAAGGGCCUUGGCUCCGUGCUGACUGUGCGGGGAGUCACCCUGGCCCUGGAGGAUUGCCUCUCCAAGUUCACCCCGUGGCCCAAAGAAAUUUCCCCUCACAGCUCUCCCAAAACCAUUGGCCAACACCUGCUCCUGAAGUGCUCUGCCUUAGCCCUCAUAACUCCCUUCUACAGUGCGAGCCUAGUGGAAACCGUGCAGAGUGAGAUUGCGAGUGAAAAACCAGGUGUGCUGGAUGUUUUCAAGGAAGGCCUCACACGACUACUGUCUUUCACACAGCCUCAGACAGGACGCAUGCUCCCUGUAUGGCUGCUCAUCCUCCCCACAGUCACGCAUGGAAUUCUACAGUAUUUAAUUGGCAACGCAGUCUCUACCAUAACAUCCCAUGCUUUGAGACGCUACCAGAAGCAGGACCAGCAAAAGCAGGGUGCCGUAAGCAAAGACUCAGGUUCCUUCCUGGAUGCCUCAGUACGUCUGCAGUCAGCCUUUAUUGGCCACCUUGCCUCGGACGUUAUUCUCUAUCCCUUGGAGACUAUUUUGCAUAGGCUGCAUAUGCAAGGCACACGCACAAUCAUCGACAGUCUUGAUGUAGGCUACGAAGUGAAGCCGAUCCUGACACGAUACGAAGGCUUUUUUGAUUGCCUCCAUACCACUAUUCACGAGGAAGGGUUCUUUGGCCUUUUUAAGGGUUUCGGUGCGAUGUGCAUGCAGUACGCUCUCCAUGCGGCUGUACUGAAAUUUGCGCAGGUCAUCAUUAGGGAAGUCACGUUCAUCCUCGUCCCCCCGAAGCCCAAGCUAAAACAACAGCUUCCCCAGGACCGGCUGGAGCCCCACACAGCAAGUGCUCAAUCGUUAAAAGAGAGAGAGAGAGUGUGGAGAGGAGUGUUUGAGUAG
Molecule: messenger RNA, 1691 nt
Organism: Penaeus vannamei (Pacific white shrimp)
Lineage: Eukaryota; Metazoa; Arthropoda; Malacostraca; Decapoda; Penaeidae
Source: RefSeq, a predicted model, not a curated record